AAUUCAGUACAGGGUAUUUUAGAAAGAGAGCCGUUUUUUUUUAUACUAAAAACGAGAUAGCCGUUCUGGUUGUUACGAGCCCGGGUAUGUUAAAUGUGGAACGGACUCACCGAGACGCGGGAAACUUCGAAUGACGAAUGUAGAAAAUUCAGAGGGAGCGGAAACUCUGGUUCUUGGAACGCCAUGGAAGAGGUUAGGGUAAGCUCGGCUUGGGUCGCUGAUCGUUCAACUCAUGUCGUCGUCGAUUCAACAGGACUCGAGAAAGUAGUAGAGACGAUUAAAGGUUCGAUUCCGAAAGUCGAGUGGGAUUUUGAAGGGAUUCACUAUUUCGAUAAUGGGCCUCUCACCGUUCAGUACCUGUUUGUUUUGGACGCAUUGAAUUUUUGUUUCUGGCCAGACAAGGACUUGAAUUACGAUCAUUUGGCAUCUGGGCUGAAGGCAGCUCUGCAAAAUGACAAAUCGGUGUUUGAUGCUGAUCGUUUACAGAAAUACACUGGUCCUCAACUACGUGAGUUGUUGAAAUGGCCUCGGCCACUUCCUUUGGAGGACGAACGCAUCCGCUUGCUGCAUGAGGUUGGACAGGAACUGGAGAGGAACUUUGGGGGUAAAGCAGCCAAUCUUGUGGAGUCUUGUGGAAAGUCUGCCGUAUAUCUUGUUGCCCUCAUAACACGCCAUUUUCCUGGUUUUCGAGAUCAUUCAGUGUACAAAGGUCGUCAGGUUUUCUUGUACAAGCGAGCACAGAUAUUUGCAGCAGAUUUAUGGGGUGCUUUCAAGGGUCAAGGAUACGGUGAAUUCAAUGAUAUAGGCGCGAUUACCAUAUUUGCAGAUUAUAUUGUUCCAGCUGUGCUUAGGAAUCUUGGUGUGUUGAGAUAUAGUUCAGCCCUGGCCAACACUAUUGAAUCUAAUAGUGAAAUUGGUUCAGGAAGUGAGGAGGAAGUCGAGCUACGGGCUUGCUCUGUAUAUGCCGUGGAGAAAUUGAGGGAGUUGAUUGAAAUAAAAUCUGGGAAAAAGGUGCUCAGUGUGGAACUGGAUCUUUGGCUCUGGUCUUUUGGGAUUCAAUGUCCAUCUCUGCAACACCACCGUACACUCUCAAUAUACUACUGAGCCGAUCAUAAGUCAAAUGUACCCUCUUUUUAUGAUGCCUUUAAGGGAGAAGUACUAUUGAUGAGUUGACAGCUAAAGGUAUAAGUUUUUUGACAGGUGUAAUUAUUAGUUUUAAGAUGUUACUCACUCUUCAUGGAGAGUUAAUCUCCCUUAAAUUUUUUGUUGACGAGUAAAAAAAGAAUUUGCCCACUAAGGUACACUAGGUGUCUGGGAAGAGGAGCAAUGCAUUUACCAUUUGGCUUAGAAUUGGUCAAAUGUAUUGUCAUCUUGGAAUAGUAAUGAACUGAAAAAUACUCUUUUAGGACCAAAUUGAUUAUAUUUAGGUCUUUCUACUUUUUCAAAGAUGCUAAAUUUGUUCAUUGACUAUAUUGGUGUUUAAAUACUGAUUCUGCGGAUUCAUGCUGACCCACAUUAGGAUAAAAAGAAAUGCUGAAAAUUUGCUGAGUUUUUGAGUUGGAUCGGCAGGAGGAUGAGAAUAUGUUGCUACAGCUAUAGAUGAUAAGACGGCUGUCAUGAGAAUUAUCUAAGUGAUACAAAAUUCAUUUGCACUAAGAAAAUUGACAGCUUAAAAAUCAUUUAAAAAAAAAAGUUUUUGUUCAGCAUUCCACGUUUUUCGAGACUCAAAGAACUGAAUUGUACCUUGGCUUUAUGCUAACAGUGAAAGUGUUAUACACUUAUACCAUCCUACAAUUGCAGGGAUGUAGUUACUCCAAGACUCAAGACUCUCAAGUCUUUAUCCUUACAUGGUUACACCUACAAUACUUAUUUGGUUUAAAUCUGUCCUCAAUUUGAUCCUGUAGCACUUGACUGGUUGGACCAGCAUAAAUGGCUUUGGAAACUUAGUGUCAGUUCUAGUGGUGGAACCAAGUUGUAAUUCAUUUUUAUCAUAAUAAAUAGACCACCCCACCCACGGUUUAAGUAAUCUGUUCACGCUCAAACCGUGGCCAGUGUUUCUCCCUUCUCUCGGUUCUCUUCUCUUCACCUUCUUGCUUCUCCUCUUUCUCUUAUAGGUGCUUAUAUACAGGGUUGAUGUAUCGUUGCAUGGUAUCAGAGCUCCUCUAAAUCAGUAUCCUCUCUGUUUUGAAAGACCCUUUCAGAGUUCUCUUCUUGUGGGUUGCAUUAUCCUGUGCUGCUGUACAUUCUAUUUGCCUAGUUGAGAUAAAUAUGAAAAACUGGGGGUUAUAUUUAUGGAGUAUUGCUGGUUUCUUUCGCCUACUGAUCGCAUCUUGCGUGGAUCCUCUACAAUAUAAAUCUGGAACACUAUAGCAGCAAAUUUCAUCCGUCUGUGGUUCUCCACUUUCGGCAUUACCUAACCUGCAAUUUUUGUAUCAAUUAACUUCAUGAAUCUAGAACAUAUUGCCUGUAGAUUUUAUUCCUCAAAUGGUUCUUCACUUGCGGCUCAACUGAUGUUCCUUUCUGGUCUAAUUUUAAUCUGGCAGAUGCUCUGCUUUUGGGCAGUUUUUUUCAGUGGCGAGAUUUACUUCUGUUGAGGAUCUGACCAUCAGAUCCUCCUAAUAUUUUGGGCCACUAUUUCCCUCCCUGAGGUUUUGAUCUCAGAUUCUGGUUUUUUAUUUCUGACCUCUUAAUCUGCCAUUUGAUUAUUACUAGUUUGUGGGGUUUUCAUAUACUAUUGACAUAUUUUAUUUGACCAGAAGUUGAGCACCAUUGAAGUUGUUUAAUUUGAAUUCUACUGUACUGACAUUUCUGGCCAGAAUUGGUUUUAUUGGUGGUGCGCCUCUUUAUAUACUUACCAACCUUGGAGGGCUGUGACUAAUUGUUCGGUGCUUUCUCGAGAUAUUGAGAGCCAUCCAUUAUUAUCUAUUGGAGCUUAACAGAUCUGGAAAUACUGCUGUAUUGCUGCAGUCAAAACUGACUUGCGUUGCGGUUCCCCUGAUUUUGUGCCCUUUUGCUGCACUGUAGAUUGAUUAUACCUCCAUAUAUAACCGUUGAUUGCUUGAGAAAUUUUGGGUCUUAUAUCUGGUCUAUUAUAUUUAUUGUUGUUUGCUGGUUA
This is a messenger RNA of Macadamia integrifolia, 3115 nucleotides long. RefSeq names its product queuosine salvage protein-like. The coding region runs from base 94 to 1104 and encodes 336 amino acids. The record is from RefSeq and is a predicted model, not a curated record. The transcript is spliced from 8 exons. NCBI's taxonomy places the organism in Eukaryota, Viridiplantae, Streptophyta, Magnoliopsida, Proteales, Proteaceae.